Rotaria sp. Silwood2 is the source of this 1512-nucleotide messenger RNA. The record is from the annotation of a GenBank genome assembly. Lineage: Eukaryota; Metazoa; Rotifera; Eurotatoria; Philodinida; Philodinidae.
AUGCCACGUGAAUAUCUCAUUACGAUGUUGCUUCCUGCUAUCGAUCAUUUCAUUAAUGGUAGUCAAAUUGGAACUGAUACCGGAACUCCAAGAAACAUUUCAUUUUUUACAACCAUCAUUGGAUAUUCGAGUGUCAACAAAUCCAGUGCAACAGAAGUAGUUUUGAAUGCAUGUCUUGCUAUUGAAAAAUAUCUAGGUAUAAAAACUGACGAGAGUCGAAUCAAUUGUAGUGCUACUGUUGAAUCACUCUUAAUUGAAUUAAAGAAUACAUCGCCUAAACUUAUUCAAAUUUGGGAUGAGGCAGUUACUCUUCUACAGUUAUUUGGUCUUUAUAAACAAGGUGGUGCUGCAUAUGAUCGAUCAAUCAUGUGCACGUUGUACAACUCAUCUGCUGUUGUUAAACGACAAACUAAAUCAGGAAAUAUUACGAUCGAGAAUCCUGUACUCAAUAUUGCUGCAGCUGCACAUACAGCCGAUAUUUUUUCUUCUGUAUCUAAUGAAUCCGAUGAUGAUGGUCUGAUGGCUCGUUUUCUCUUUUCUGCUCCUCAACCAUGUAUACCUUUAUCUGAUGAAAUUAGAUCACUCAACAUCGAUGAGCCGAGUCUUACUCAUCUACUAUACAUUAUAUAUUGUUUUAAUGCAACAGAGCAAAAUGAUGGACGACGUAAUGAUGAUGAAGAUCAACGUCCAGUGCAUGAAACUUUAGAUGAAAUGCGACAACGAUAUGCUCAGAAAAAAGAUGAACAAGAACGAAUAGACAAAAACCAAGCGAUAUUGGCUGAGUCUCGGCGAUCAAAAACAUCAGCACGGCCGGAGGACGGAAAUGAACAGAGAUAUCCUGAAAAGGUUAUCUUGCUAGCUAGGGGUACAAAAAUACCGUGGAUCAAUAUAAGCUUAAAUCAUGGAGGGUUUAAAGCAGCCACACUUCAUGAAGCUGCCGCUAAUCUUCAAACUGAACGACUUGGACUCUUAACAAAGGAAAAAGCCAGUGGUGCGCACAGAGCAACAACAUACUUUUCCAAAGUACCAAUCGAUGCCAAAUGGAAUGCUGAACAAUUAGCUGCCUUCAGCAAAAAAUUAGCAAACUUCAAUGUGUCACUGAUGGCAUAUCAAGCAUCUUUCACACCAGAAGCAAGUGUUACCACUACCGAAACAGAAGAUGAAGAAAGUAUGGAUGCUUCACCUUCUCGUGAGGAUGUUCCAUCUGCAAUGUCUCCACCACCAGUGCCAGCACGUGAUCCGAUUCAAGCCACUGUUUCAUUAUAUGCAAAUGUUGGAUUUGAAUUACCACCACCAACAACACGUGUUCGAUCACAACAGCGAACAGAAACUGCAGCAAGUAACGUUUUCUUAACACCAGACAAAAUAACAACAGAACAUUUUACAAAACAACAUACAUUUCAAGUUAAAAAUAAAAACAGAAUUGAACCGAUCCAAAAACCAACAUCACCAUACACAUCACCGAGGAGGGAAAUUCUUCCAUCACAAGAAUAUCAAUACCACAAGAUUUAG